Messenger RNA from Salvelinus namaycush (lake trout), 3832 nucleotides. RefSeq names its product phosphatidylinositol 4,5-bisphosphate 5-phosphatase A-like. Bases 31 to 1587 code for a protein of 518 amino acids. Gene Ontology annotation, molecular function: phosphatidylinositol-3,4,5-trisphosphate 5-phosphatase activity; phosphatidylinositol-4,5-bisphosphate 5-phosphatase activity. The record is from RefSeq and is a predicted model, not a curated record. Gene Ontology annotation, cellular component: cytoplasm; plasma membrane; ruffle. The transcript has 11 exons. Lineage: Eukaryota; Metazoa; Chordata; Actinopteri; Salmoniformes; Salmonidae. Gene Ontology annotation, biological process: phosphatidylinositol dephosphorylation; negative regulation of peptidyl-serine phosphorylation.
CACAUAAUCACAUGGAAUGUGGGCGGUGCCAUGCCGCCGGAUGACAUCACUGCUCUGCUGGGAUUGCACGUUGGGGAUGGAAACACAGACAUGUAUAUCAUUGGGCUACAGGAAGUCAACUCCAUGAUCAACAAAAGGCUGAAAGACGUUCUCUUCACAGACCAAUGGAGUGAUGCCUGCAUGGAGAGACUCAGCCUCUUCGGAUACAUACUGGUGACGUCCCAGCGGAUGCAAGGGGUGUUGCUGCUGGUGUUUGCUAAGUACUACCACCUCCCCUUCCUCCGAGGGGUGCAGACAGAGACCACCCGCACUGGCCUGGGGGGCUACUGGGGUAAUAAAGGGGGUGUGAGUGCGCGCAUGUCUGUGUUUGGUCACACCAUCUGUUUUCUGAACUGCCACCUGCCGGCCCACAUGGAGAACUCUGAGCAGCGCAUGGAGGACUUUGAGAGCAUCCUGCAGCAGCAGCAGUUUGAAGGCCAGGCUGCCACAGGGGUGCUCGACCACGAUGUGGUGUUCUGGUUUGGAGAUCUGAAUUUCCGCAUUGAUGAACUGGAGAUUCCGGCAGUGAAAACAGCCAUUGAUAACAACAAACUCACCAUGCUGUGGGAGAAAGACCAGCUGAACAUGGCCAAAGACAGCGAGACGGUGCUGGUGGGCUUUCUGGAGGGACCUCUCAAAUUCCCUCCCACUUACAAGUUUGACGUGGGGACAGAUACAUAUGAUACAAGUGGGAAGAAGCGUAAGCCUGCGUGGACAGACAGGAUCCUGUGGCGUCUGAGGGCCACAGCUCCCUUUGGGCAGGCCCCUAAUGCUGGGAAGAGAGGCUCUGUGUCAGGACUGAGCAGCGGGACCAAGGUCACCCAGCACUUCUACCGCAGCCACAUGGAGUACAUGGUCAGCGACCACAAGCCUGUCUCUUCCAUCUUCACCCUCCAGUUCCCCUAUAAGGUGGACAUGCCACUGGUGACAAUCAUGGUGGAGGAUGAGUGGAACAGCAUUGCAGACGCCACGUGCACAUUCAAAGCUGCACCUAAUUUCGCACGCAGCUCCUGGGACUGGAUUGGGCUGUACAAGGUGGGAUUCAAACACCAUAAGGACUAUGUAGGCUAUGUGUGGGCCAAGCAGGAGGAGGCAGAUUACCAUAGAGUAGAACACGAGGUGACCUUUACCGAGGAAGAAUUGCCCAAGGGCUCAGGAGACUUCAUUUUGUGUUACUAUAGCAACAACACGAGCACCCUCGUGGGUGUGACAGAGCCUUUUCAGAUCCAGCUGCCCACCUCCAGCCCCGCCGGUAGCCCCUCUGACGACAGUUCUGACUUCACCUCUGAGGACGACAGCACAGUGGUCGGUAUGAAGACCAAAUCCCGCAGUCCCAGCCCCCGGAAAAAGAAGCACAGAACACGACACAGCCAAAGCCGCAGUCCCAGCCACAGCCGCAGUGGCAGCCCUGCUCUGCCCGAAAUGAAGGGCCUCAAGCUGCAGCCUGGCUUGGCCCACAACACCACUGAUGGCUCUGCCUCUGGCAAUGCCCCAGAGGGUACGGAUCGGGAGAAGGUCUCAGCUGAGGCUGGAAAUACAGGGUUGUGAUGGAGCCCCUGUUAUCCUGCUCUCACAUUACCAACUAUGUGUGGUUUCUUUAUACAUGAUGCACUGUAGUGUAUUGUAUGUUUCCUUUAUUGAAAAUGUACAUUUGCGGAUGCCAUUUGUUUCAGAACUGGGGUUAGGCUUCUGGUGCAGGAAGACUACUUUAUCUUGUGUGAUUUUUCUUAAGCGGUUUUCAAGUGUAUAUCUCCCUGUAGGUUCUCUCAUUCCUCACUCUGUCACUCUUCCCUCUCAGGCAUAGAACAUACAGGGAGCUUUUGGCUGAUUUCAAUUGGUUCUUACUUGGCAAAUCAUUACCAAAUCCCAGGCAGAGGGAAAUUGCUACCAAAUGCAUUUCGGGUCCAUAUCGGCGGCAGUUUCACAGAUAUUUUGAAGCAGCAUAAUAUUUCCCCCUCUAUAUCAGCCCUGGUGGCUUAGUCAGCAGAUCAGCAUGUGUGUGAGCAUGAGGAAAUGCUGUCUCCCGAUGAGGUAAACGAUUAGUUUGACUCCCAAAGGGAACAUUCCUCGCAAAUAGGAAUAAUCCCUAUUUGCUUUAGCAGGUCCUGUCCUACAUUUCAAUACAGCAUUGUGUCUACUGCUACAUACAUUCUCUAAGGGACCAGGUUACCAUGGACAAAACCAUUUGGUUCCACAGUAUGUGCAACCCCUUGUGAGUUGUGAGCGCACCUCUGAGCGGCAGGUCUUUGUAAAACUAUCCUGAGGCCUGACUGCCAUGAUGAAAAAACAAGGUAAAAAAUGGCAAUGUUCAUCUUCAGGUUACUGAUGUUCCCAGCUGUCCUCUUUCCUUCCCUCCCCAUCUCUAUCUGUCUCUCUUAUGUCCCCUCUCUCCCUUUUUCCCUUUGGGUGAUGGUGAUUAGCAGACACUGUUCUGUCACUAGUAGUGAUGUGUUGAAUUGUUAGCGUGUGACCUCCAAUGAGCCAUCCUAAACACUUUGUACCUAUGGGCUGUUGGCUUAGGACAGUGUGUGCUGUUGUACUGUAACCUCAUUGUGUGUGUGUUCAUGUAAGUAUGCCACUAUGAGUGUGUUUUAUGAAAGUUUGGGUUUGCAGAAGUGCGUGUGUAUUUGUGUGAUUGAUAGUGAUGUGUGUAUGUGCUUGCAUGGUUUUCUGGACUGUACAUUCCGGUACUGUGAUUUUGUGCUGUUAAAAGUGCUGUUUUAGAUUCCUCUUUGUAAGAUACUUAGCUGUUGAGAAGUGUUAGGAAAAACAUGUGAUGAUGACCGUGUAAACACAACAUUAUAUGGUAGAUAUAGCUACAUAAGGAAAAUGAAAGAAUGAAUCAGUUUGCUAGCAGAACAACAAUAAAUACUUGUAUUUAUUUUAUUCAAUUUUUUCAUCUUAUUUAAAAUAUAGAAAAUACAAUGUAGAUAGUUUGAAGCUUAUCCAAGGUAAAGGAUCAGUGCUGCAUACAGUAUGUGCAAGUGAACUUGACUUUUGUUGUUGUUGUUAUGUAUUGAUUAUGUGUAUCAAUCAAUAUAACUGAAUUGAUCCAAAAUACGGUUAUAGAAAAGGUGAUAAGGAAAGACUAGAUCUGAAAGUCAAGUUGAAUUGUCCUUUGUUGUUUUAGUCUUUGGCAACGUCUCGCUCCCAUACUGUACGUGCAAUGAAAAAUAUGUGAGUAGUAACUAAGAAAUGUUAUUGAAAGCUUAUAUUAUGUUUAAAAAAAAUGAGAGUAGGUUAUGUAUGUAAAGGACAAAUAUCAAAUAGAGAACAGAUGACAAUCAGUGCCCAAAAAGAUUAUUAUACUUAAACAUUAUGCAUUUAUUUUCUUAUUUUGUGUCAAAAGAGAGCCUGAAUUCUGCUGGCCAGUGUGGGUGAAAAAGGGUUUCAAGUUCUAUUCAAUUUAAUAGGCUAUAUUGUGUAUACAUAUUUGUUUUAUAUUUAUUUUACUUUUAUAUUUAUUCAUGCACAACAGUUUUAUGUGGAGGCAAAAAUAAUCAACCUAUUUUCACUUGGUUUAUCUGUGAUUUCAGAUCAAAAGUAGGUUAUGUGCAUUGUAUUGGCUCUGCAAGCUUGUAUGUCAUUGGGAUCUGAGGAGACUGUCUUAAAACAUCUGGGCAACAUCUGGGCAACAUUGUCAGAGGCAUGAAUUGGUUAGUUGUUGAAUGUUGAUGUUGGAGGGUGGUGUGUGGACUCGUCCGCUGGGGUCAGGGCACAGAGGGGGAACUCCUCUGCUUUCCAGCUCAACACCUCUGUCACACACACACACUGUUCAGAGAUAAAAUAAAAC